CUUCCUUCCGCCAUGAUCCAAAAAUAUUUUGAAAAACAUUUCUCUGGACAUUUCUGCUUUAUAUCAUGGAUUAGGCACCCGUAAACGGAUCAAUUACUCUUUCUAUCAUAUGCAUAUUUUGUUUGUAUUCAGAUGUAAAAAUAUUGGUGGAAUUACAGUAAGGGAACAUGGCAAAUGCACCAUAGUAACGAUGUAAACAAUUUUAUUUUGAAAUUUUUGAAUUUUUCAUAAUUCUCAAGGCUAUUUUGGAAACUUAUUUCUUGAUAUCUGUCGAGCAAAAUAUUCACUUCAAAAGUUGUACGUGACUCUCUAUCAUACAAACCUGCUCCUGCUUGCGUAUUUACUUUAUAAUAUCCCAAGAUGUCACGGUCCACCGCAAGCUCAUUGAGUAGAAAACAGAUUGAUGAGCUUAUCAAAAAUGUUGAUUUACCAGAUGGUGAUGAAACAAAGACAAGAAGAUUUGCAUUAGCUCCUAAAUAUCUUCGACUUAAUUUGAUACGUGGUCCUCCUAGUAGAGAAGCUGCAUUAUGUGCAGCUAUAGAGAUCCAACGUCAUUGGCGGGGCUAUUGCACUAGAUGCCGUCUUCUUUCAAUCCUUGACCCUAAGAUCAGUGGCACUGCAGUCUACAGUGGCAGCAAACACCAUGUGGCUAGACUGCAGGAUGUUCGCACUCCACCACCUCAAAAGAAAAAAAUGAAUGCACGCAGGAGAUUAGAGAUAAAGUUCAAUGACUCAGAUUCAGACACAUUUGAAGAUUUUUGUGCUGGCUAUAUACAAAGUUGGUGGAAAAAGGGUCAAUCACCACCAAAGACCCCCUCCCGAUCCAUCCAAAAGAAACAUGAGAAACCAUCCAUCAAAAGAAAUCCACCAACUCAGAAAGAGGCAGUUAUAAAAAUUCAACGAGCGUGGCGAAGACAUAUAGAUGUUCAAGUUUACAAGUAUUACCGUGAUCUCAUAAACUUCAAGUGUCGAGGGGACCCUGCUAUGAUGUUGCGCUGUAUCAAUCCAAAAGAGGCUAAGAUGCUCGAUCCAGCCAUGGGAAUACACAUCAAGUUUAGGCUUGCCGGGAAUGCAUUUCCACCUAAUAUUUACUAUAAGAUCUUUACUCAUCGGCCAAUACAAGACCUGUGUGCUAACAGCCCUAAAGACUACACCAAACCUUCUGUCAUGAGAAAAGCUGCUAAAGAUGUGCAUAAUAAAGGGGAUGCAAGAGUUAAAGAAGAUAAGUCUGUGUGGUAUAAGCGUGAAGAGAACAAUGGCUGGCGAUUGGUGUCAGACAGACUGAUACAUCACAUCAUGUCUGACCCUGUGACUUGGGAAACCUCCAAGAAGAAAAUUGAAUUCCAUCACAAUAAGUUACAAAGGAAAGCAGACCUGGAGAAAAAGAAGAAAAAAAGAAAAAUAGAUUGGAUGAAGCAAAUGUAUAAAGAAGGGAUGCUCAAGUCUAAGACUGCUAAUGAAGAGACCAAGAACUUAGUGGAACGUGCUACUGCUGGUAUGGUGGCCACUGCUGAGAUACAUGGCCCCGAUGCCAUUGAAGAAUGGGAAGUGGAUGAGCUACUUGACUGGACUACUAGUCUCAAUUUUGAUGAUUAUUUAGGAGAAUGGAAGGAAAUUGCAACUAGUGCUACAUCAGAAAAAGUCAUAGAGGAUAAGAGGAACUUAUUCAAUGAUCAGGUUGAUCCAUUUACCAUCAGUUUAUCAGCAUUGCCGUCUAGGGGGAAGCAUACAAGUACACCUGUUUCAGCUCAAACUGCUAUAGAACUAGGAUAUUAAACACUGCACUGAAACUUGAUAUACUGUACUCCCGGUAUUUUUCGACACUUUUUAAUUUCGCGAAUUUUGAGAAAUCACAAUUUGAUGCUGUUAAUUUUCACAACUUUAACAAUCCUCAAUCUUUGUAAGUUUCCUUGCACUCCCUGAAGGUUUGAAAUUUUAAAAUGGCACAAAUAAUGGUUCAAUAAUGAACAGUAGUCAUAUCUACCCAGUGUCAUAUUUCCUCAGAGAUUUCAUAGGCGAAUUUCGCGAGAAUUAUUUUUUCAUGAUUUUACCAACACCACGAAUUGUGCAAAAUUUAAUCGCACACAAAAAAUAUCAGGAGUACAGUACAUUUUUAGCACAGUAGUUCAGCCUGAACAACUCUAAAAUUCUGUAUGAUGGUGUCUGUACAGAUUUUUUAAAUACACGAGAUGGAUACCAGUCUCCAUGUUUUCAUGUGUAAUUGUUUAUUAUAUACUAAAGUGUAUGCAUUCCUAUACUCUCGUGUAUUUAAGGCUUUGUAUAAAAACCUAGUACAUGAUACAGUCUUUGAAGGGUU
Owenia fusiformis is the source of this 2317-nucleotide messenger RNA. The record is from the annotation of a GenBank genome assembly. NCBI's taxonomy places the organism in Eukaryota, Metazoa, Annelida, Polychaeta, Sabellida, Oweniidae.